This is a messenger RNA of Prunus armeniaca (apricot), 2970 nucleotides long. Lineage: Eukaryota; Viridiplantae; Streptophyta; Magnoliopsida; Rosales; Rosaceae. The record is from the annotation of a GenBank genome assembly.
AUGGGUGAUCGUGAAGCUGAUGUCCCAACCCCAAUUACUCGAGCGGAUCUGGACGCUCAAAACCAACGGAUCGACAACCUAACCACCCAAUUUGGGGAGAUGCGAGUGGCAACCAUAGGCGAGGAGGCAGGGAUGACGAAAGAAGAGAAGGCAGGGAUGAUAAUCGAAGAGAAGGUAGAGAUGGCGAGAGAAGAGAUAAUAGGAGGCAACUUAUUCCGGAUAGUGAGUCCGAGUCAGAAGAAGAACUUGAAGAACCACCACCACCGGCUAAUAAUCCUCGUAAUCGUAAUCAUUGAAGACUUCUUGGAUUGGCUUGUAGAAGUGGAGAGGUUUUUCGAUAUUAUGGAAGUUCCUGAGCAUAAGAUGGUGAAGAUGGUAGCUUUCCGUCUUAAAGCUACAGCGGCUGUUUGGUGGGAUCAAUUGCAAAAUUUACGGCAGAGGCAAGGAAAGCAACGGGUUCGAACAUGGCGGAAGAUGAAGUCGCUUAUGAUGGAACGAUUCUUGCCCACAGAUUAUGAGCAGAUUCUCUACCGUAUGUACCUAGGCUGUGUGCAAGGCACCCGUUCAGUUUCUGAAUAUACCGAAGAAUUCAUGCGUUUGGCAGAGCGAAACCAUUUGACCGAGACUGACAACCAAAAGGUCGCGAGGUACAACAAUGGGCUGAAGAUUUCCAUCCAGGAAAAAAUUGGUAUGCAGAAUAUAUGGACUUUGCAGGAGGCGAUUAACAUGGCAUUGAAGGCUGAAUUGUUGGAGAAGGAGAAACGCCAACCCAACUUCCGCAGGAACACGACGGAAGCCUCUGAAUAUACUGCUGGUGCUUCUAGUGGCUCAGGAGAUAAGGGGAAAGCACAGCAGCAGAAUCUUGGAGGAUCGACAAAACCAGCAACAGUUGGCCAAAACAAAAAUUUCAACGAAGGUAGCAGCCGGAAUUACAACAGAGGGCAGCCCCGAAACCAGUCCCAGAAUCCGUAUGCUAAGCCCAUGACGGACAUAUGUUACCGUUGCCAAAAACCAGGGCAUCGUUCUAAUGUUUGUCCAGAGCGGAAGCAGGCCAACUUUAUCGAAGAAGCCGAUGAAGAUGAGGAAAACGAUGAAGUCGGGGAAGAUGAUUAUGCAGGGGCUGAAUUUGCAGUUGAGGAAGGAAUGGAGAAGAUUACCUUGGUUUUGCAGAGAGUUCUUUUGGCACCAAAGGAGGAAGGGCAGCGUCAUAGUAUUUUUCGUUCCCUCUGCUCAAUCAAAAACAAGGUGUGUGAUGUGAUCGUCGACAAUGGAAGUUGCGAGAAUUUCGUGUCAAAGAAAUUGGUGGAGUAUUUGCAGCUAUCUACGGAGCCUCAUGUCAGCCCUUACUCACUAGGUUGGGUUAAAAAAGGCCCUUCGGUUCGUGUAGCUGAGACUUGCCGAGUGCCACUGUCAAUUGGGGGACCUUGGCAAUUUGAUGUGGAUGCAACUUUCAAGGGACGAGAUAAUCCCGCAAAGCAAUCUGUUGAGCCCAAGACGAGGAGUUCUAGUUUCCUAACCCUAAUUCGCAGCGAGCAGGAGUUGAACGAGGCUGUCAAAGAAGCGGAGUGUUUUUGUCCCUUGGUGUUGAAGGGGUUGUUGAAAAUUGGCGGAGGAGAAGGUGACAUUCCACAAGAUGUGCAGCAGAUUUUGAAUCAAUUUCAGGAACUACUUUCUGAAAAUCUGCCAAACGAGCUGCCUCCUAUGCGGGACAUACAGCACCGAAUUGACUUGGUGCCUGGAGCUAGCCUUCCGAAUCUGCCCCAUUAUCGGAUGAGCCCCAAGGAGAAUGACAUCCUGAGAGAACAGAUUGAAGAAUUACUGCGGAAAGGAUUUAUCCGGGAGAGUUUGAGUCCCUGCGCAGUUCCUGUUUUGCUGGUUCCAAAGAAAGACAAAACUUGGCGAAUGUGUGUUGAUAGCCGGGCAAUCAACAAGAUAACAGUCAAGUACAGGUUUCCCAUUCCACGGUUAGAAGAUAUGCUGGACGUUCUUGGCGGCUCAAGGGUGUUUUCCAAGAUAGAUUUGCGAAGCGGAUACCACCAGAUUCGCAUACGACCUGGAGACGAAUGGAAAACAGCGUUCAAGAGCAAGGACGGAUUAUUUGAAUGGUUGGUGAUGCCAUUCGGAUUGUCAAAUGCACCUAGCACUUUCAUGCGACUCAUGAAUCAGGUUCUUCGACCAUUUAUUGGUUCUUUUGUCGUUGUUUAUUUCGAUGACAUUUUAAUUUACAGUACCACAAAAGAAGAACAUCUUGUGCAUUUGAGACAAGUUUUAGAUGUGUUGAGAGAAAAUAAGCUGUAUGUGAACCUUAAAAAAUGUACUUUCUGCACAAAUAAGCUACUGUUCUUGGGUUUUGUUGUUGGUGAGAAUGGUAUCCAAGUAGAUGACGAGAAGAUCAAGGCAAUCCUUGACUGGCCAGCUCCAAAGACAGUUUCUGAAGUUCGAAGCUUCCAUGGCUUGGCCACCUUUUACAGAAGAUUUGUGAAGCAUUUUAGCACCAUUGCUGCACCUAUCACAGAAUGUUUGAAGAAGGGCCAGUUCAGCUGGGGAGAGGAGCAAGAGAGAAGCUUUGCAGAAAUAAAAGAAAAGCUUUGCACUGCACCGGUUCUAGCUCUUCCAAACUUUGAGAAAGUUUUCGAAGUUGAAUGUGAUGCCAGCGGUGUGGGAGUCGGAGCUGUGCUCUCACAAGACAAGCGGCCAAUUGCGUUCUUUUCUGAAAAAUUGAGCGAUGCACGUCAAAAGUGGAGUACUUAUGACCAAGAGUUCUAUGCGGUUGUUCGAGCUUUGAAGCAAUGGGAGCACUAUCUUAUCCAGAAGGAAUUUGUUUUGUUUACAGAUCAUCAAGCGUUGAAGUAUAUUAACAGCCAGAAAAAUAUUGAUAAAAUGCAUGCUAGAUGGAUGACUUUUUUGCAGAAAUUUUGUUCGUUAUCAAGCAUACUUCCGGCAAGACCAAUCGUGUGGCAAAUGCGCUGA